Alternaria ethzedia is the source of this 3309-nucleotide messenger RNA. RefSeq lists its product as uncharacterized. Lineage: Eukaryota; Fungi; Ascomycota; Dothideomycetes; Pleosporales; Pleosporaceae. The transcript has 5 exons. Bases 1 to 3309 code for a protein of 1102 amino acids. The record is from RefSeq and is a predicted model, not a curated record.
AUGACGUACGACAACGAUGCGGAGGAAAGAGGCACGUCCGGCUCGCGCACCCCACUCCUAGGGAGAUCAGCGCAUCAGAGGAUAGGACAGGAAAAUGAAGGUCCUAGAUGGACCUUCACGAGUGUGCUGCAGUUCUUUGGUGGUGGCAUCUAUGCUCCGGACUCCACGACCUACGACCCCCUGGAGAUAUUGCUCAAUACCGAAGACGCAGACGAAAAAGACGAACUUACCACACUAUGGAGAGACAACAAACUCAGUGAGCUCAACUUUGUCGGCGUUGUGGCCGCCCUCUUAGCUGGCGUCCUCACGUCCACUGGAAGCUGGCCAAACAUCUUACCAAAUGGGAAAGAAUCGCCAUGGUCUGUGCGCACAUCGUGGUACUGCGGUAUCAUAUUGUCGCUUUUCAGCAUCCUCACAGCUGCUGAUCAGACCGUCCGACUGCACCGCCUUUCAUCACAUCGCGAUGGAUUGGCCAAUAUUCGAAAACUGAUCGCCAAGACGAAUGGCGAGAAGAGCCACUCCUCCAAGACUGGACGUCGGACACCUAGCUUGCUACAAAUCGUCACAUGGCAAAUGCCAGUGAUGUUUUUGACUUCCGCUACUGUCUGCAUGGUCGUUGGAAUGUUCCUGCAUGUCUGGUCGGCGACCACACAUCUGCACCAUCCAACACUGUGGGACGAUAAUACCAAGGUUGCCGUCACGUUCAGUACUGUCGCUAUCCUAGCAAUGACGCUGUUCUUCGUCGAAAUUCUUCCCCCACACCAGCAAAUUCCUAUAUACAAUCCGCUCAAGCAACAUCUCAUGGCGACGGUAUCAACAGCGGGCUCGUACGAGCAGUACAAGCUUGACACCAAGCGCUUCAUCUUCUGGCUCAUUGACACUGCGAAGAAGCGGGACUACGACAUCGCUGAUCCAGCCGAAACCCAGCAACCCUCGAGACGGCUGAAAGGACAAGCGAGGAAGCAAGCAAAGCAAGUGACCAACCAAGCGACCGGGUCGAAGACCAAUUACGUUAUCUCGACGGAAAAGAUCCUCGACUUGGCGAAACAUAUCGCAGACCAUGAGGAGACCUCGACAAUGCCCAAGUUUGUUUGGUACUCCUACAAGCGGGCUGUGAGAACGCGCCAGGCCUACGCCGACCGCUAUGCCCAGGAAGAACUGUGGGAGACGGCUUCGGACGAUGGCCACAUCUACUUUCUGUGGCUGUUGAAACACUGCCACACGAUCCUAAAGAAGAAGAUCGCAGUGCAGGCGGUCAGCCGACCGGAGACUGCAGCACCUGCGCAACUUCGAUUUAACAUCGCGACUGAACCGACAUCAGCGUCAUCUCUCCUUCCAGUACCUGGAUCCGCACCGCAGGCUUUUGGUGAUAGUCAGGAGACUGUACCGGAAGAAAUCACAGCUGCUGAGGCCGAACGAGAAGCAAAGGGUCACAAGCUGGAUGAGCUGGCUCGGAAAUUUGAGCUUGACAUGAAGAUGAAACAAGACGCGGAGGCUGAACUCGAAACGGAGAGGAAAGCCAAAGAAGAGAUCGCUUUGAGGAAGUCUUGUCUAGCGGACGAUAUGCGCAUCAUCGUCGAGCAGCUGGAGUCCGACUGGAACGACACUCACAAGGUCGAUGGCGAUGAAGAUUACUUGGAUGAGACCCGAGCUACUCUCAUGACGGAAGCUGCGUUCCAUCUCAUACGCCACAAGGAAGAGACCUUGGUAAAAGAAGCUCAUGAGAAAGGGCUGCCGCCAUUCGAUCCCGCUCUCGAUGACGACGACUUCUUCGGCAAGAGCUCGAAAGCGCUCAGAAAGAUUGAGGCGGAGCGACGUUCACAACCAGGAGAAUAUUUGUUCUUGGCACCGCGGUCGAUCAUCCAAGAUGAUGUUGCGAACCGACACACGAACGAGGACUACGACUUCCUAGUACACUACUUGUUCGAAGCAGCACUAGAACCACAAGCCAGAAGGUCGCAUGAGGAACAGUACCAGAUGCCACUACUAGCAGGAUCAUUAGACGCUCUUUCCCGAGCAUACGGUUCGCUAGGCUCUUUUGGCUUCAUCUCAAUGGUUUUCAUAUUCGCCGCCGAGUUGUUGAUCAGAAUCCGAACGAAAGACCAAAACCGUUCGCUGAGGGAUUACAUUCCAAUGUCACGACGGGCGAGGGAUGAAGAAGCCCAGUUCGCAUCUUGGCAUGAACGGGGAAUCCGCUUCCCACAUCUACUUCAGCAAGUCACAGACUCAGGGUAUACACAUCGAGGUCUGAUCUUAGACCGGCCAUUCUCUCAUGCCCGGUACGCUAAGAUGUGGAAGUUGGCGCCUGAGCAUCUAUUCUACGGUUUGCAGGACGACUACCCGUGGCCGGUGGGUCUCGAAGUGAGCAACGUCAUCGAAAAACAUGGCGACAAGUCUGCGCGCCAAGUGGCCGCCGCUCGGUACAUUCUUCCACCACGGGACGGCGAAUUCUUGCGUAACACCAUUCCGACUCUGAGAGCGAAGCUCUCCCUAGUCCAUCUCUUGCUGCGCGAGGAAAUGGGACUCGGCUUUGCCAAUCUCAGCCCGCAAAUCUUCGCCAUAGCCCAUUUGUACAACUGCUUCCAAAAGCGAGGCUGGAUCAACGGGCUCUGGCCGGAGCUUGAGCUCAUCAUGGACCGGCAUUCGAAGAAGAUCUUCUCCACCGCAAUCCCCACGAAGUCUGAUGAGUUUUACUCGCGCCUGCUGCUUGUAGCCGGGUACUCGACCACGUUCAUCAAGAAAACUCGGAAUACGGACAAGGAUGUUUACAGUCGCCGCGAUUUUGGGAAAGGCACCCACAAGACCUGCGAGUUAGAACCGCUUCCGAUGACGAAGAUUCUCCGCGACUAUGUCCACCAGAGGGAAACGGGAGUGCGCACCUGGUAUCGCAUGGAUGAGGAGAUGGCCAAGCACAGUAAAGUCUCUUCGCGGACGCAGGGUUCGGGCGACCUGAACAUCUUGUCAUUCAUCAAAGAGCUUCGCAACUCGGAAGAGCUUCCUCAAGUUCUGGACCGCCUGGAAUUUGACUACAUCAGUCUGACACUGCAAUGCAACGAGCUUUGCGAGAAGAUCGAUGCGGAACAAGCCAAAUUCAGUGCUACUGGACAGAAAAUACACAAAGAGGCGGACUGGAAGUCGCCUACCAGCGACGGGUUCAUGGUUGUGGCAACGCUCCUUGGAGAUCUCGACCGCGUUGUGAUGAAGAAGAAGCGCAAUCCCAAGGGAAACAUGAACAUGGCAGAUACGACCAAUGUUGUUGACGCAGCUGUUCGAGUGAUGCAAGGCUUUCUGGAUGAGCUGAAGAAGUAG